CCGCGGCAGGCGCGGCAGGACCGCGUCAAAAUAGCCACGCCCAACCGAAUCGGGCAGUGACAAUAAGCGUUCAACUUGAACACUUGACCCUUCCAAUUGGCAGGAGCCGCAGUUGCAGGAUCAAGAUCCUCAACUCGUUUUCUCAAGAGCUCCCGGCAUUCCGCGCUAUUCAGAGUUAAGUUCUAUGCCACAUCAACAGACUGCUGUAGUAGCAUGACAGAGUGUUCCCUUGAUCCUACAGCAUCGACGUCAGGUUCUAUCAGAGCAAUCGACAGUCAUUCUGUGCAUAGGAUCACCUCUGGCCAGGUAGUCAUCGAUCUACAGACGGCGGUGAAAGAACUUGUCGAAAACAGUCUUGACGCCCGGGCUACAAAUAUCGAGGUCCGAUUCCUCAACUACGGUCUCAAGUCCAUCGAAGUUAUAGAUAAUGGAUGCGGCAUUGCCCCAAAGGAUUAUGAGAGUGUCGCCUUGAAACACCACACAUCCAAACUUGCUGCCUUUGAGGACCUCUCAACCGUCUUGACCUUUGGUUUUCGCGGCGAAGCCUUGUCUUCGCUGUGCGCUCUGAGUGAUGGAGUCACCCUCACGACUGCAACCGCCAAUGAAGCCCCAAUGGGUACCAUACUGGAAAUGGAUCGGAACGGCAGAGUUAGGAAUUCCAAUUCCAAGGUGGCAAGACAGCGGGGAACUACAGUUGCUGUAUCCUCUCUCUUCAAGCCUUUACCAGUUCGACGUAAGGAGCUCGAAAGAAACGCGAAGCGGGAAUUUGGCAAAGCGCUGAAUUUGCUGUAUGCAUAUGCACUAGUUCCGUGCGCAAACGAGAACAGAGGUGUGCGACUGACUGUGAGCAAUCAACCCGAGGGAGGCCGCAAAACCAUACAACUCAAAACCGACGGGUCGCCCUCCAUCAAAGCGUCAGUUACAGCAUUGUGGGGGCCAAAGGGGCUUGACAACGUUGUCGACCUUGAUCUUUCCUUUGAUGUCCUAACGGAGAAGACCGUUCUACGGCGUCUUGACCAGGAGAGCGCCAACGUUACCACAGUGAAAGUUCGUGGACUCAUAUCCAAGUUUACUUUGGGCGCAGGCCGCACAGGAAGUGAUCGCCAAUAUUUCUUUGUCAACGGACGCCCCUGUAACCCUGGCAAGAUUCAGAAGGCCUUCAAUGAGGUAUACAGAUCAUUUAACGUUGGCCAGUCACCCUUUAUCAUAGCAGACUUUGUGUUACCCACUCAGGCCUGCGACGUUAACGUCAGUCCCGAUAAACGCACUAUCUUUCUCCACAGCGAGCAGAAUUUAAUUCAAGCUCUGAAGACAGCUUUGGAAGAGGCUUUUGCUUCAUCUCGCUCGACAUUUGAUGUUGGCACUCAGUCAUUACAGCAACCCACUCUGCACCCAUCAUUCACACCGAAAGCUUCGCUCGCCCAAACAACACGUGCGAGAGGCAGUGGUCGUUCUGCACGUAAGGCCGAUGUCAACCCAGAACUAGAUCAGGCCCAGCCGGACCGUGAAGAUACGCCCAUCACAAUGGGCGCACCCCACUUACUUCUUGAACCGGAGCCGGAGGCACCAUCACAUAGUGAAACAGACCGGACGGCAAUGGAAUCACCAUCCGCACAACCCGAUAUGAUCGGCCAACCGCCACAGCCCUUGUUCUUGCCUGAUCUCGAUGUCGAGGAGGGCGGGGACAACGGACAAGCCACUCGUUCAGCCGAACAUCACGGAUCCCCACAAGAGGACGAGUCUGCCCGCGAGCAAGUUGUUAGCGCCACUGAUCGUAUACGUGUGUCGCGGGUGAUUGAGGAAACGAGAACACGGCCCGCUAGCCAAGCGCCCUUGGUACAGACUAUUUUAAGCACCAAGGGCGCUUCGUGGAACCGAGGACGGUCUGGGGACAGCGAUCUUGAAGAUGAUGGUCCUCGGAAGCGACUUCGUCUGGCUGAACGGGAUGGCAGGACAAAUUUUAGGUUUACGUUGAGUCAGUAUGCAAGGGCUGGAAGCAAGGUAGCCGGAGGGUCAGGGGAUCGGAUCGAAGAUCGUCUUCACACAGUAGACAUGGAUGCCCGACGGAGUUUAUCCGAGGAGAUCGAUGGUGCUGAAGAGCAAGACCAGUUGAUGGAAGACGAAGAAGUGGUGAAAGUAACUUCGAAGACUAGACCAAGACGGAUCUCGAGCCGGGUCAGCAUAACGUCAAAGGAGACUCUUGUUUUACCCGAGGAUGCUAUGGCUAUUGAGAACCCGGGACCCGCCCAACUCCCUCCGGCACAUGAAGAAUGUCCAGCCCCGGAACUGGUCCCACAAGUUGAUGCGACAGAUCAAGACAUGUCUGACAUGAUCGACCUCACAGAAGACGACAUCAGCAUGACUCUAGUCGACACUGACGUCAACACACCAACUCCUCAUUCUCCAAAGGACCGCAUCCCGCCGGUAACCUUGCGCUGUGAUCUCGAUAAGAUCCGCCACACGUGGUUGCAUCUCGAGCGGGCUAAGCCCGCUCCUCCAGAGCUCUCCAGCACAGCUUCUCGAGUCCGCGAUGCGCUAGACACGGCUAACGUGGAAAACGCGGAGGAUAAUGCAAAGGCUUCUGCUGCUCUUUCCCGGAUCAUAUCGAAGACGGACUUCAACAAGAUGCAAGUGGUCGGUCAGUUCAACUUGGGCUUUAUUGUUACUCGGUGGCAGAAAUCCGAGGAAGGGCUGGACGAUCUGUUUAUGAUUGAUCAACAUGCGGCGGAUGAAAAGUAUAACUUUGAGACACUCCAGCAGACGACUGUUAUUGAAUCCCAGAGGCUUUUUAGACCCGAGCCUUUGGAGCUGACGGCUGCAGAUGAGAUUCUAGCAGUAGAAAACAUCGACGUUCUGAAACGGAAUGGUUUUGAAGUUGUACGCCAAGGCGGCGAAGACGACGACGACGAGGGCAGGCUGCAUCUUGUAGCGCAGCCAGUGAGCAAGGGCACUGUUUUCGAUACGAAAGAUCUCGAGGAGCUUAUCCAUCUCAUGCAUGACCGUCCCGUAGGAACUAUGGUAAGAUGUUCCAAGGCGCGAGCCAUGUUUGCUAUGCGGGCGUGUCGUAAAAGCGUCAUGAUAGGCAAAGCAUUGAACGCAAACAGGAUGACUUCGAUCGUACAGCACAUGAGCACUAUGGAUCAGCCAUGGAACUGUCCGCACGGCCGACCGACGAUGCGUCAUGUGUCUGACCUGACCUGCUUUGCAAGGUAUGACCUAUCACCACGUACAGUUGAUUGGACUGCGUUCGGGCCUGGUGCAUAGAUUGCCGGUAUCCACCUUUGAUGUUUCUUGUCUGGGAUAUCCGUUCUCUCAAGCUUGCCCCAUGAUCACCACUAUUUGACUUAUCUGACUGUGUCAUGCGGAUCUACACAUAUCUUUGACUUGUGAUGGUAUAUAUAGUACGUGCGAAUAUACUUGUGCAUUGACUUUCAAAG
This is a messenger RNA of Suillus clintonianus, 3437 nucleotides long. RefSeq lists its product as uncharacterized. Gene Ontology annotation, cellular component: MutLalpha complex. Gene Ontology annotation, molecular function: ATP-dependent DNA damage sensor activity; mismatched DNA binding; ATP binding. Gene Ontology annotation, biological process: mismatch repair. The record is from RefSeq and is a predicted model, not a curated record. The transcript has 12 exons. Lineage: Eukaryota; Fungi; Basidiomycota; Agaricomycetes; Boletales; Suillaceae. Bases 214 to 3264 code for a protein of 1016 amino acids.